UAUUCAACCAAGGAAGAAAGCCUCUUCCCACCUUAAAUGAAAAUUACACUUAAAAAGAGUAAUUAGAAAAUAAAGGAUUCAUGACCAAGUAAUUAGAAAUAAAGGAUUCAUAUGCCGAAUGGUCAUAGCUCAAUGGUUAAAGCAUCUCGACUUCUUCUAAGAAGUUAUAGGUUCCAAUCUAUGUAUUUGUAAGGUGAUACUUGUCUUAAAAAGUUAUUCGGUUUCUUUACAACUAAAUUCCUCUCUAAUACAGCUUCUACGACAUUCAUCCUCAACUAAUUCAAAAGUUUUCACCAGGUUUACCCAAAAUUUACCACUAUAAGAGCAAUGGAAACACAAUACACACACAUAUGCAUGUAUGUAUAUAUAUAUGUGUGUGUGAUUUUGAUCUUCUCCUAAAAACAAAGGUUGGAUACCAAAAUCAACCAGCUAAAUAAAUAAAUAUUGACUUUUCUAGGACUGUGUUCCAAUAAUCCUUCAUCAAUUUGAUCAUACCAAAGACCUUGAAUGUGGAAUUACUUGUACAGUCCAAUGUCCAGAGUCUUCCAUCUUCACGAGAGUCCAAAACAACUCCCUCAAGAUGUUGGAUUAAUCUUUAAAUAUUGGUUAGAAUUUCAAAAUGUUUUUAAAAGGUAGGUUGCAAAUCUAAGGAACUGAAAGUAAAUAGCCUAAAUGUUUGUUAGACAAAUAAAAGCUACAAAUAUUUUAGAAAACCCCUUCAAAUUUCCCUUCAAUUAUUAAAGUUAAGAAGUGACAAAUGCUAUAAUUUUCCUCCCAUGUGCCCCACUUUGACUAUAGAUAAUAAUGAGAGAAAUUUCCAUCAUCCAAACCCAGAAUUGAACCAGAGAAUGGAGUGCCUCCAUCUCCAAGACUUUUAGAGUGAAACAGAAACUUCCUCUAAAACAGAACAGAUUGAAAUCAAAAUUUUCAGAAACUCAGGCAGAAAAAAGCAGAUUAAAAAGAGAAACAGAGAGAUGGGAGUGUUUGGUUGUAGCAAAGAUGGGUACCUGAAUGAUUCCAAGUUCAGCGAGCCUCUGCCAUGGAUUGGAAUCUACAUAGCUGCAGCCUCUUUGGUCUGCCUGUCAGCGAUGGCCGCCGAUCUUGUCCACGGCGUCCGCCACAAAAAAUUCUGGUUCCCUUGCAAGUUCUUCACUCUUAACUCCACUUCCCUGACCCUGAUAGCUGUGGCCAUCAAACUUUCUGUGGAUCUCAACACCUCCAUGCCUGGCAGAGAGGAUCAGCUUGCAAAGCUAAGUAGUGCUGUAUUGAUGUGCACCAUCAUGGGUAAUUCUAUGCCUUCUCUUGGAUCUAUGGAGAAUCAAGAAAUAUUUACGAACAUUAUGGCUCUUGGGAUUCUUGUUAUUACCCUCAUAGUAAACGUCUGUAUUGAGUUGGGUACUGGAGUGAUCUAUGUAUUUAUGAAGGAGCAUAUUUCCAUUGUAUUCUUGAUGCUGGUUUUGCUUGCCAUCCAGAGUUUUUCUGCUUUGACUGUUCCAUCUACUAAAAGCUACCUGGAAAUGAAGUACAGAGUAAGACACCAAUUAGCUUUUAAAGAGUGUGCAGAUGCAAAAACAGGCCCAGCAGUAGUUGAACGACUCAGGGAGGGUCUGAUGAAAUAUUGGAUGAUGGCUCAUACCUGCAGCCCCCAGUUUGUGAUUGGUCGAUCCGCUACUUGUACUGCUUCUGGGGCUAUCUGUCUUCUUACCGCUGCAAUUUUAGCAGAGGCCAUUGUUAGAUCUUACUUGAUGCAGAGAUCAUUUAAGUUCUGCAAUGGCCAGUCUGAUUAUAAAUGGUCGAUCACUUUGAUUCUCAUAGUACAAUGUGCUGCAGUGGGAGUUGGGACUGUUGCCCCAGCAAUCAGAUGGUUUGCGGCCAUAAAUUUCCGGUGUCCAAAGCUGGGAAAAGGGGGCUACAAGAAGGAAUUCACAUUAGAAAACUAUUGGAUCCGGUAUCUGGUUGAAAUGAAACAGUGCCCAUUAAACAUCGGAGUUGAAAACAGAAGUUGCAGAAAGUUUGCGCAUAGUGCAAAAGACAAAUUUCUGGACGCAUGCAUUAUCCUACAAACAGCCAUAGUGUUCAUAAGCAAAGUGAUUCGACUCGUGUCCAUUUUCUUUGUCAGUGGAAUCUUCUCAUUCUGUGACUGCUUCAAAAGUUUGAAAAAAAAGUUGUGUUUUAAAGACGCCAUUUCUAUCAACAAUUCAGGGUCAGAGGUAGAUCAUGAUUCAAAGCUAGAUCUCAGUCGUUUUGUUCUGUAUCUUGAAGGUGAAGAUGAUCUAGUUCACCUCAUGGUAGCCAACAAUUGUUAUGCCACAAAUCAAUGGAUUCAGAAAGGGCAGAAGAAAAAGCCUAAGAAUCUCAUUGACCUGUUAGAGGGAAUGAUCAUGACACGAGGUUUCAAGGGAGUGGCAGAGUUUGACAACCAUCAAGUUCCAUGUCUAGAUUCCAAAGAGCCCCAAAAUUGCUGGGCACUCCCAGUGGUGACAUUAACAACCAUAGCAAUUUCUCUUCCAAACAUAAGCCGGUGUUUAAUCAAACAGUUGGUGAGCGCCGUAAACGAAGGCCUCCCAUACAUAAGACUUCUUGAAGAUCACCUUGACACAAAAGGGGAUUUCAUAAACCUAAAGAAAGCAGCUGAAAUCGUUUGGCUAGGAAUUGAUCUCCACCACAAAUGGCUGGACGUAGACCUCCAAAAAAUUUCACAUCAUAAAGAAAGUCCAAAGGAAAUUCUUGAACAACUUUCAGAUUGUGCAAAGAAAAUCUACUCGGUGGAGAAGACGACGAAUCAGCGUCUAUGCUUGAAGUUAAGUCCUUCAAAUUGGCCAAUCAGGAUACUGGCUGCGAAUUGUAUGUACAGAAUAAGCGAAUCAAUGCUGCUAAAAUAUGAAAAGAAAUAUGGGUACAGAAAUGAAGAAUUGUUCGCAGAAACAACAACCAUGAUCUCCGCCAUUAUGGGAGCAUGCCUCACGAAUUUGGAGGACGUGAUAGCCACAAAGUGUUCGAACAGUGUGAUUGAAAAACGAGAGAGGAGUGUGAGAGAAGCAGCUUACAUUCUUGGGAAAACAGGGAACAUAUUGAAACUCAUUGAGAAAGCGACACUUCCUACUCUUGAUCUGCAUCAAAUGGCGAGCAUUGAUGAAUGGCGAUUGGCUUACAAGCUGGAGAGCUAGCACUUCUGUAAGGUGAAACCGCCAUAAUAGUAUUGUAAAUAGUUCCAAAUCACCAUUUCUGAAAUAUUGGGGGGGGGGGGCGACUUUGGAUAUUUUCAAUUAAUACCAUUAAUCAAAUGCUAAUAGCUCACUUGGGUUACUAAUUUGAGUAUAGUUGAGUGGUUGAGACAUCUUUACCUUCCAAAGGAUCGCAGGUUAAGAUCUUUACUCAUAUUUAUGAUGUAAUAUUAAAAAAAA
Momordica charantia (bitter melon) is the source of this 3404-nucleotide messenger RNA. RefSeq lists its product as uncharacterized. Lineage: Eukaryota; Viridiplantae; Streptophyta; Magnoliopsida; Cucurbitales; Cucurbitaceae. The record is from RefSeq and is a predicted model, not a curated record.